UAUACUCUGGGUUGAUGCGGCUCACAGACAACAAACUGAUAUGAUUUGCAUUUAUAUCUUUCACUGAAUAUCUUCAUUAAAUCAUUUCUUACUGGAAUCAACAGCAUUAUGAAGAACAUCUUUAAAAUCGUUAUUUUCUUACACGUGUGCGGUGUGUUUGGUUAUGAAGAUUAUGUACCUGUAGAGUCAGUGACAGUGUAUGAGGGUGAAUCUGUUACUCUACACACUUAUACUGUAAUAACAAGUGACAGGGAAAUGAGAGCGAUACGUUGGAAUUUUAAAACAAAAGACUCUGACUAUUGUCUCGCUUCAACAUUUAAAAUGUUUUCAGAAAGUGUUCAUAGUAGUUUCAAAGACAGACUGCAGAUAUUAAAUAGGACUGGAGAUCUCACCAUCAAGAACAUGAGGGUCAAACACACUGGACUCUAUGAAGCAGAGAUCAGAGUCUUUGGGAGGAUUUACAAGAGAUUCAAUGUUAUUGUCAAAGAGUCUCCUCGUGUUAUUAAAUCUGCAAGUGAUGUGACAGUAUCGGUUACUGAGGGUGAAUCUGUUACUCUACAAACUGAUGUACAAAUACAGAAAGAUGAUCUGAUACUGUGGAGGUUUGGACCUGAUGGUGUUCUCAUAGCUAAAGGUGAUAUGGUGGACAAUAGGAUCUCAUAUAUAGAUGCUGAUGGGAGAUUCAGAGACAGACUGAUGCUAGACGAACAGACUGGAAAUCUCACCAUUACAAACAUCACAAAUAAAGACAUUGGAGAAUAUCAGCUAAAGAUCAGCAGCAACGGCAGGGAGAUCUUUUACAAGACAUACAGUGUUUCUUUCAGGAGUCAGUGGGUUUUAAGUCCGUUAUUAGGUGUUGUAGGUGUUGGUGUUUCUCUUUUCCUGUUAAUUCCCGCCGCUGGUGUUGCUUUGAUGGUCCACUAUUGCUGCAAGAUCUCUAAAGUAAAGAGACAAAUGGAAAAGACAGUGAUGGAGGGAGAUUCAGUCACCCUAUACACUUAUCUUACUAAACUAAAGAGCGAUGAUGUGAUCAAGUGGAGAUUCAGAGAUCAAGAGAUCAUAGCUGAAAUCAAUAGAAAGAAAAACAAGAUUUCUACAUACGAUGGAGAUGAUGGAAGAUUUAGAAACAGACUGAGAAUAAACAACCGGACUGGAGAUCUCACCAUCACAAACAUCACAACCGAUCACUCAGGACUUUAUGAACUGAAGAUCAUCAGUUGUAAACGAGCAUCAUGGUCUCAGUUCAGUGUUAAUGUCACAGCAUGGGUGAGAGGACAUGAACCGUUGGCCGAUGUGAUGUCUCUGUUGAGUGGAGAUUCUGUAAAUUAUUAGUUGGCGACUGAUGAUCAUCUAAUAGAUCCUCAAUAGCAUAAUUGGUAUAUAUUUAAAAAAUGGCUGGGUUAUUUUUGACCCAUGUGGUGCAAAUAUUGGACAAAACACAGCACUAUAUUUAAAUUAAACUAACUGCUGGAUUAUUAUAACCCAUGGUUGCAUAACAACGACCCAACAUUGGGAAAUAUUUAAUCCAGGAUUGAGUAAUUUUUACCCGUGUUUUGUACAAUAUUUAUAUGGCAUGGGUCAAAAAUAACCAAAGCCAUUUUUUACCAAGCCAAUUACUUUACAGUCAUUUACAGGUGUGGAAAAUAUUUGUUUGCAGACUUUUGACUCCAUUUAGACUGGAUCUGCAUGAAGCACUGGCAUUAUACAAUGGGCAACAUUUUAUUUUUCCAAGAUGUCGUAACAUUGCAGUUGCAGAUAUUUAAAUUCCUGAAAGAUGAUAUUUCUUGGGUUAAAAUGUGUCAUUUUCUAUACAUAUUAACUUAAUAUUACAGGGGUUUUAAUUAUAGUAACUUUUCAUGUUGUGUUAGCUAACAUUUGCCUUGCGCUGCGUCCCAAACCGCCUACUUCCAUACUAUAUAAUAGGCAAAAAGUACGAGAAGUAGUGCUUUUCGCCUACUAUAUAGUAUGGAAGUAUGCGGUUUGCGACGCAGUGUUGAUAGUAGUUUAGCCAUUAUAAUGUUUCAGUCUGUGUGACACGUUUUAUUCUGUAAGUUUAUUUUAUUCUUGUUAAUAAUUUUCUUUUGUAAAUGUUGUGUAUAAAUCUGUUCCCAGAGCAAAUCUGAAGUGACUCAUACAAAA
Messenger RNA from Paramisgurnus dabryanus, 2139 nucleotides. The record is from RefSeq and is a predicted model, not a curated record. Lineage: Eukaryota; Metazoa; Chordata; Actinopteri; Cypriniformes; Cobitidae.